AUGAACGUUAAGAACCAGAUGGAUCGGUUAGAGCAGCAAAUACAAGAAGCUCAGCAAAGGUAUUCAAAUGCACAGGGGUGGCUAAACGAAGAAAAUCAAAGGACUAGUGAAAACAUGAAGCGUGCCAUUUCGAUCAGUCGGAAAAUUCAAGCUCGUCGAGAAAAACUGCGGGAAACGAACGAAGCAUGCCGAACUAAGGCUGAAAAACUACAGCUUGCUUACAAGAACAUCGAAUUUCACGGGCUGAUUGUUGAGAUAAGAGAAGGGUUAAAGAGAGCUGUAGAGUUGACAUCAAGAGCAGAGAGGAAGAUGGUUAAAGUGGCUCACGGAUUGGAGAGCAUGAACGAAGAGAGAUUGAACGAAACUGGAAUUGAUAACAACAACAAUACCAAAGAAUUUGGAGAAAUGGAAACUUUUGGCUCAAGAAGGGCUCCAUUAGAGGCAUUAAGGAAUGAAUUUUUCGAUUCUCAGCUCAAAGAAUUCCUAAUAUUGAGAAAGAAAGUCGACGCGAUCAAUACGGAAAUUGAGAUUGUCGACGAUAAGUUUGCCGUGUUGGAGGCGAGAAAACAAGAGUUACAAGCAGGAAUACAUGAGUAUAAAACUAAAAAACGCGAUCUCUUGAAAGCAAAGGCAAAUAAGGAAAAUCUCCACAGCCCAAACUUGAGGUUAUUUUUAGUGGAACUUGGGGUAAUAUGAGCUCAGAGCGUGGCUAAAAGAGCAAGCCGGGUCUUUAUUUUAUAGGAAUUUGACUAAUAUUAAUACACAUACAGUAUGAUCAAAUAUAGCGCUACGUUGAUGCGCUACAAAACAUUCCGCAGAUACGAAUGUUAUGUAUGAAAAAAAGCUAACAAUUUAUGUGAAGAAGAACGCUGAAGCUAGUUUGCCGUGAUAGCUUUUUAUUUCAAGUUACUUUUUCUUUCUCGUGAACUGGUCACCGUCAGACGGAUCUGUGCACAGAUUAUGUCUAAGAUAGUAUAUUAAAGUUCACAAGGCAACCAGGUGGACAUUCUGACAUGGUUUGAUGCUACUCUAGUUUAAAAGAAUUAAUUAAUGUAACCGAGAAGUUACAAUUCAUAGACGCUAUGAAUUGUAUAAAGAGGGUAAGUUUCUAAAGAAACUGUGGUGCUGCGUCGGUGAGAGAGUAUAACAGGUAAUUUCAUGGGUGUUAACAACUGAGUUGAAAACGUAAAUUGGCCACCGUUAAGAUUCAAAAGGCUAACAUUUCGAGCGUUAGCCCUUCUUCAGAGAGAUUGCGAAAUGCUAACGUUCGAAACGUCAGCCUUUUGACUCUUAACGGUGGCCAAUUUACGUUUUCGACUCAGUUGUUAACACCAAAUUACCUAUGAACUGUAACCUCUCGGUUACAUUCAUUAAAUCUUUAAACCAGAGUAGCAUCAAACCAUGUCAGAUUGUGUCUAAUUCACUACUUAAGGUCUUGAGUUCUUUAUGUAAAAAAGUCAAAACACGUUUCCACUUUUUAGUCCUAGUCAGUGAAACUCGGUCAGGCUUAGGGGGGAAAAGAAAAGUUUCGAGGAGAAGAAGCACAUUUCAAUUUACAAAUAAAUGCCUCCUUAAGCUCGUUUUGGGUGAAAUCAGACGAUAACGUCCAAAAGCGGACUUAGAAAUUCGUAAGCGGAAGAUAGAGUUCGAAAUCAGAUGAUACCGUCCGAAAUUGGACAGCAGCGUCAGAAAUUCGACGAUUCGUCUGAGAUCGGAUGAUUGCGUCCGUAAAUAGACGAUAGUUAGUGAUUCUAGCAGGACUCAGAGGAGUCCGAUUCGGCCUGUAGUAAUAUGAGAGAUAUUCGCAUUGUUUUCCGAUUUGUUUAUCAUAAGUAUGAAAACGUCCAAAAUUUGACGAGGGCACCCGUUAUCGAACACAAGGGUUCAAAAGUGCACGAUAGAGUCUUCUUUUAAUUUUUUGGGGGUAAGUCCGUGAUUUUUUGACUGACUGACUGAAAUCACGGUUAGGUUUAUCAGAAAAGUUGAUGGAGUCGCCUAUUCAAAAUAACUACUAUCGUUUUAAACUUAAUCAACUAAUCACGAAUGCGGUGACUAUGAAAACUUAAAAUAUCCACCUACUAACGUGAUUUGAAAUAAAAAUUCUGACAAUUAUCAUAAGCGUUGUCCGAUUAUAUUUGAUGACGGCGACUGUGGAGUCGAAAUUGAUUCGAUAUGCGCCGUAGAUGCGACAGUGCCUACAUCUGUGCGUGCGCACACACUAAUGCGGCCAUUUAUGCCGGCUUGGGCAUGUUCAUACUUCCCAUUGAAGUCAUGAAAUAUGAAGCGUGGGAACGGCCAAAUUUAACACGCUUUACGCUUUGUUGACGCGACAUUAGUGGCGAAAAUGCUGUUUUUAAUUUGCUUAUAGACCCAGGAAGUAGAUGCAAACUGAAACAGGAAAAGUCUUUCUAGGUAUAUUUUGGUGCAACGUGUACAAGCCAUGUCCAAUAUCCAAGCGUCCACGCCAGUGUAUUAUUUCAUACCAAAUGUCAUGCCAAAUAUGGAGAACACUACUGCUUGGCGGGAAAUUUGUCUGUCACAGCGACACAGUCGUCUCCUGAGUAUUGUGGCAGUUUCAUUCAUAGCGAGCAAACUAUUUGGUCUUUUUUGUUAAAGGGACUAAAUCUUUUUAUUUUCAUGGAGAAAGGAGUGGUAAGUAAUUUUUUUGCAAUUGUGUACAGAGAAGAUGAGAAUAUUUAUGCUGUGAGCUCACUUGCAAGCGAUAAACAAAUCGAGGUAAACCUUUCGAGCGUACGAAGGCGAGUCCAGCUGUGAAAUAAUUUUGUUAGUGCAUUUCAUAUAAAUAACAUUUCUAACUGUGAUAUGUGUUAAAUUCUAAUUUUAAGUCCAUAGGCUUGUUGAACUGCAGGUCAAAAGAUCGGUUUAAUGAAAUUUAAGGAAAGAUUUUUAGAAGAUAGAAUUUCUUCGGUACGAAACGUUUCCAAAACGAAUUGAAAACUUCAGUGAUGCAAGUUUAAGCUUCCUUGUCACCUCAAGUUUUAUGCCCUUACGUAAAAAAAAAAACUCCCCGUUUUCCUCUCUUUCCUGGCCAUUUAAAAGGUAGCCAAAACCUUCUCACUAGGCUUAGAUGACUCAGUUGACGUAAAACAAUAGCGAACAAAAUAGGCAAAAGAACGAGGAAAACGAUGAAAACAAUAGGUUAAUUAACCUCUAAGAUAUGAGGCGGUGCAUGUAUGAGACGUGUCUUGCGUCUCCUACACCAAGAAAGAGCCCCAAAAACGUUUCUUCAAACAAAAAAAUAUGGUUUUGUUUCCCUGUUUCAUGUGGUGUAAUAAUUAACACUAUUUCUGUUAUGAAAUAGACUCUUAUUUAAUGAUUCCAUGCAUUGCGGCUUUCACUUUCCUGUCUUACUUCACGCCUCAAUCAAGUGGAUUAUUACUAUAAUUGUGAAUUGUGAAUUGUAGAUCUUAGGUGAGAACUCUUAAUCAGCGACGUUGUUCAUGAAACUUAAGUUAAUUCAGUCGCUACGAAUGCAAAUUCAGUAUCUUAAAAACAUGUUCUUCUUAUUGUUGCAAUUUAUGUUAUGAGUUUGCCUUUCCUACGUACUAACAGUAUUAAUUUUCAUGUUGUGGUUUGUAGGACUACUCAGCCAGUGUGUGUCAUGAGCUGCUUGAAAACCCUUGUGAGAGUUCAGUAAAAGAAUUCUCUGAAUUCAUAACCAGGGUAGGAAACCUCAACCACAUAGAAAAUAUGUCUACAAAGAAGCUGAUACACCACACCCACUCUGAUUAGCUAAAAACUAAUCCUUCAAUGUAUCGCUAAGCUUUUUGCUUAUGUUUUUAUGAUAUCCACUUGUCAUUAUCUAGCCAUCCUUUCUAUCAAUUUACUGGGCUAGUAACCUUCAUGGGGUGUUAGUGGAACGCAUCCAAAAAGUUCAUAAAUCUCAAGCUAAAGGCUGAUGAUUCACAAACUAUUCUUUGGUUCUCUCAACUUUAAAUUGAUUGGGUUGUUACACUGAAAAAUGAGGAAAAAAUAAAAAAUCUUGCAAACAUUGAGACUUAGUCACAGUUGUCUUUGGAUCUAGAAGAGAGACCUAGUCAAAGACUUAAGGAUGGGGUAGCUAUUAUCAGUAUAGUAUUGUUGAAUGGGAUAAUUCCCUCUUAAUGUUGCCUGUUGCAGUGUUAUGAAUGGUACAUCAUUGGUUUUUUUUUCCUCAGGGGAUUCCUAUCAAUGCAAUUUGGAUGAACUUGCUUAUAAUCAUUCAUUUUUUAAUUCAGGAAUUAAAUUCAGGACACAUUGCUCAGCUGUCUGAUAUUUUCAAGAAGAUCACUGACACCAUUGAGAAUCAGAAGGAGCCAAAGAAUGUCAAUCUGGAGAAGCUCUUUGACUUGGAUUUUCAUUUGAUUAUACCAUUCAUAAACAGUUUAGUCUUUGUUUAAUAAUAUAAUUACAUAAAAUUUCCCUCUGUCCCAAGUGUUUUUUUUCUAGCUAGAGUUUAGCAGGACAUUCUGUUUCAAAAACCUGCUUGAUUUUUUGCAUCAAAGAUUUAAGUGACUUGAGCCUUUAUUCUUUAUGAUAUUAUCCACCUCCCAAAAGUUCUUCAUGUACUUGUUGAUGGGGAUGUUAUCUGCACACCAGAUGCAUUGGAAUCAUUGGUCUCAAUGCUCACAUUAAUGACUGUAAGUAGCAAGUAAAAUAAUCUCCUUUUUUAAAGCUUUCAAAUCAAGAAUUGCACACUUAAGAAGUUUUUUACAAAAUUCUGGAAAAGCCUGGCAAGUUGCAUGGUAAUUUUCAGUACACAGAAAUAGUAUUGAAAAUAUCAAAAUAUUAAUAAAAUGAUGUAUGAAAAAAUUUGGAAGAAUUUUCUAUUCUUUUUUCCAAACAACAAGUCCUUAGUUGCAACCAAUGAGAUUGAAGAAUUUUUAGUCUCAAGCCAUGUGAUUUGAUUUGCAACCCUUAUUCUGAAAUUUGAGAUAAUGGUUUGGAUUAAGUUUGAAGAAAGUAAUAAUUUUGUGCGCAAACUUAAGAGCAAUAGUAAUGAUAACAGUGAUGACAAUGCCAGCUGACCGGUGAUGCCAUAUUUUCAAAUAUUAUUGUUUUUAUUCUAGGCAACAUGUGAAAAGCUUCCUUCAGGUAAAUUUAUUUGCCAUUCUUUUGGUCCAUGUUCUUCAUGAGGUAUUAAAAUUUUAUUUGUAAAGGAUACAUAGAGGAUAAUACAGACCCCACAGAGAUACAAAAUUUCUUAUUCAGUGUUGAAAAUAUUUCAGGAGUGAGCAAAGUGAACCAAUAAAAUAUUUUUUAACAGGAGAAGAAAAAUUUUGUAUCUCCAAGCAGCCAUGUAAUAUUUUAUUUGUAUUAUAUUACCACUAAUUAAAUACUUAAUCAUUCCAAAAGACACAACUUCUAUAUGUAACCAUAGCAACAGUUAUAUUUUUAUGUGUGAAGACAUGUUAUCUUCAUGUGUGAAGAUAUCAUGUUUUUGCACAAAAGCUCAAUUGGUAUUUUGUCGGUGUUUCUAUAAUAAUAUGAAAUAAUAAACUUUCCUAAGAGCACCUUUCUAUAAUGAUGACUUUGUGUAAAAUUUUUGGAACAGGAAGGUCCAAUGUUCUCACAACAGCAAGGGCCACUGUUGUGCACUAUGAACAUUUCAGUUAUUAAUUAUUAGCAUUGAACUUAGUUUUUGAAAAUAGUUAUCAUGUUGUAUUAUUAUUGAUUUUUCUCAUUAAAGGCAAGGCAAAGUUGGUUUCAGUUGUCCCACACUUAAUUUGUGAUAUCAUUGCAAAAGAGAAAAAAAGCAUUGGUUUGAGUAUUGAGGUAAAUCUUCUCAUUUGCAUACCUGUCAAGUACCAUAGAAUGUUAUGAACAAUGUUCAUAAAGCACUUUUCAUUUAUAUUCACCACUAGAAUAAAACAGGUAAUGGCUAAACAUUUUCACUCUCUGAAUAUAAUUUCAUCUGUAUUUAAAUGUCAUUGUGAUUAGUGUAAAUAAUAAAACUAAAUUCUUAGUUCAAUAAUGUGGUAUAAGACUGACAUAGCAAAUGCCUUAGUGAAUGAAAUAGAAUUACUGACUGACUGAUUGGCUAGGUGCCUCAGACUGUUUGACUGCAUAGCUUAAUGACCCACUGGUUGAUUAGAUCUACUGACCAGUCAACUGUUUGGCCAGGAGGCAGACAGUCUGACUCAAUUAAGUUGUUUUUUCAGGCUGUGAAGCUAACAAAUAUGAUUCUUGGAGAUGAAGCUAAUCAUGACUUGGAUCCAUCAGAUGCUGUGUGUCUGGCUUCCAAAGAAUUGUAUGGCUGUUCAACAUAAUUGAAUAACAAAAACUGAUCAACAAGGAUAGUGAUCACUCUAUAUCAAGUGUCACAUGUAUUAGGAAUGAAGCAAAUUGAUAAAAAAAUUGAUGGUUAAUAAAAAAUUAUGUAAUUAUAUAGGCAAUAUUAAGGAAGACACUUACAGGUAUUAUAGUGAGUGAUUUUUAGGAAGAUCACAAGAGAUUGUUCUAAGAGCUGCUGCUCCUUUUCACAUUGAUUUCUCUUGAUACUUGCUCAGUACUCAAGCAAUUUUGUUGCAUUCACUUUAUUUUUCAAUCUUCAGAGAGGAUAAUAUGGAAUUUCUGCUUGUUAGCGCUGGAGGUAAUUGCAUUUUUCCUUCUGUAUUUUUAUAUUGUUUGCAGAAAUAACCGUUAUAAUAACACAUUUUGUCUCUUUACAAAUGAUACCUGACCUAUCCUGGCAAGAACCCAUCUAUGUGAAAAAAAAAACAGGGAACUAAAAACUGCCAUUUAUAUACCACUUUUAUGAGUGAAUCUUACACAUAUCACUCAAAGGAAAUACAAGUCUGACUGUUAUUAGAGUAGACAGUGGCUGGAAAGUGGCACACAAGUGAACAUAUCAAAAUUUUGGUUGUCAGUUAAAGAAGUUAACAAAUGAAAUGGGCCAGUAUAUGAAUUUAAGCAAUUUCUAAUUUUAAUUUUCUAUUAAAAUUAGAAGAGUGAAUAAUGUUAAUGUGAAGUGUAGAUAGAAUAUGAUAUAGCAAAGAAUAUGCAAACAAGGAUUAAAAAUUACAAUCUGAGAGAGUUUUUUGAUUCUUUUGAAAUAUUUAGAUUUUGAACUACAAGCAGGAAUGGUUGAGCUUAUUGUUCGUCUCCUUCCAUGUGCCAGCAGAUUCACAAAGGCUCCACAAUACUUCAUAGAUAAAUUUGUUUCUCAGGCUUUCAGAGAAAUCAGCAUGGAAGACUUUGAAGCAGUAAGUCUAAGAUUGAUUUUAAGUUAAAUGAUUUAAAUUUUGAAAUUUGUACAAGCUUGUUCAAGAUUCAAACUUGUGUCCAUUUUUUUCCCUUUUUCUUCAGAGAAGAGAGGUUUAAUUGUCAUUGUGCGAUUGCGCUAAUUACUGAAACUAAAGAAAAUAAAAUAAAAAAAUGAUAUUAAUUGCUUACACUAAUAUACUGGUAUAUUCAAUACGUUUUAAAUCCUUGGAUGAGGGCUCCCCCUUCAAAUUUGUGCUCUUUCAUCAAUCAACUUUGAAAAUUUAUGCCCCAUUGUCAUUUGAUAAGUGCUUCAUCCUCUUCCCUUAGUUUUAUGAAAGAGUACAGAUUCAAAAAAGUGUGUACAUUGUAUCAUUUUGGCUGUAUCAAACUUAUAGGACAUUUUUCAAUUAUUCUGUACUUGUUUUAGUUUGUGAAAAUGUCAUUUAGACUAAUUUUGUAGCUUACCGUCUCCAUAAUCCACAUAAUUAAGGUUAAUUGCUAAAUUUGUUUCUUUGGUAGGGUUGUAGGCACUUUCUCAACACUUUGAAUGAAAGUCAAAAGGAAAAGCGAAGGUAUCAGAAGUUUCCUUUGAUUGUAUGUACUGGUAUGAUUUCAUGCACAUUAACGUCUUUGAAAUAUGUAUGGGAAGCUCUUUUCAAAUUGGAUUGUGACCAAUUCAAGUCAUAUUCAUUCUCAUCUUUUUUUUUGUUUUUUACUUAUAAUUACAUAAUAGGAAAAAAACCCAGAAUACAAAAGAAAAUAAAAUUGUGUUGUAAAUUUUAACAUUUUGGUUGGCUGAGUGAGUUUUCAAGAGAAGAUGAGCAAUAGAUUAUUCACAUGCAGUGGGAUGACUCAGGUGUCUUUGUUCACCUUUGGGAAUAAAUCUUAUUGUUUCCUUUGGCAGUGUGACCUCGAUUCCAUGUUAUUCAGCUCACUUUGGAACACUACAGGUUUGUUGGGAUAUUUUGCAAUUAUAUUGUGUUCUGCUUAUCAUUACGGGAAUUAGAAAUGGAUCAUGUUGUCAGUGGUAUUGAGCAAAUAACUGGAAGUCACUUUGUACCAGAAAACUGGCUUUCAGUUAGUCUGUAUAGAUCAAUUUAAAUGGACAGGAUUAUUGUUUUGGUGACUUUUGUGAUUAAAAGUUUUAAAACAGUCAAUAAUAGCAUAUUUCUAGCGAGUUGAUGAAGCUCACUUACCUUUAAAUAAAUCAAAAUCAGUUAUGACAUGAGAACAGAGCAAGAAAUAAAUAUAUUGCAAAAUUCAGUGUGCUGAAACUAUAAGGGAUUAGAGACUUUUAAUACAAUGAUAAUUCUUCUUUAUUUGUGGUUUUUAGGAAAUUAUAACUUAUUGAUGUGAUAUCAUGUUUAUUGUUCUUCUUUGGCAACCACAGGUUUACCAGCCAAGCUAUGAGAAAAUAAAGGAUUUUUGGAUAGAUUUUAACUAUGGUAGUGAGUCCAUCACACUUUUUGUUGAGGAGAGAGACAGAGGUGGAAAUUACAAGGUAUAAAGAUGGUUUUUUUUUAUUAUUUAAUUAUUCUGUAUUCAACCUAUUUCAUUCAAAGUUCCAUCCUUGUAUGCUACCCUAGGUAUUUGGAUUGGUGGAAAGCCACUAUAAUCAGCUCAUGAUGGUUACCCUUUCAUCUGGUUCCAAAUAUUCCAUUGCAUGAGCCAAGUACAGCAUGGAUAGAAGUACAAUAUUUUAGAAUUUUAGUUAGUUGUAUUGUUACAUUGUUAAAGUUGUAAUCAGGCUGCCUAGUAUGGAGGGCCUAGCCCAUUCUACUUUGACUGGGCAAAAGUGCUGGUCUAAUGUUGGAUGUCUGUUUUCCACUGUUAUCUAGGAAGGUAGCUCAUGGGAGACAGUACUCAUUAAAGCAGGAGAUGUUGAGGACUAUCGGAUCAAAGGUAAAUUAUUAUAUUAAUGCCAGACCUACAAGUAACCUACCUUUUGUUGUAAUUGCACAUUUUACACUACCCUUAAUCACUAUCAUACAAGGGAGACCUAAAUCAUUUUAAAAAUUUGUAGUAAGCUAUAACUCACUCAAAAUACAUGUGAUUUUUGAGCCCUAUUAAACAUGCCACAAUGUUAAUAAUGCAAUGGACACCUAAAAACAGUGCUAUAAUUCUUUUAUCUGAUCAAUGUUACUGAAGAGCCCACAGAAAUUUUGCACUCAGCUUCAACUAAAUAUUUGGUCACAGGGGAGGUUGGUAUUGACUGUUUGCAUACUUGCAUAUGAUUCAGGUCUAGAAUGAGAGCAAGGUGGUGUAUCAAAUUAAAAAAAUAAUAACAGAAGGGAAUCUUUUGGUGUUUCUUGAGUUUACUGUCAUUGAAUGUUACUUUAACUUUACACGAUUCUAUUUAAUUAGAUUGACAACAAUUUCUUUCACUGCCCAGAUUUAGAAACAAAGAAAGAUGAGGUUGCCCUCCUUUUAAAACUAAAGCAUGCUGCAUCUGAACUUGUUUCCUUUGGACCUCAAUUUGACAAUCAGUUUGUCAAAUUUUCUUUCAGUGGAAUUUAUAUCCUUUCAGUUGAAAAAAUUCUGACAAAUGUAAUUAUUGUGUUUUUUCCUCUAGAGGAUGCACUCAUUAUACUUUUAGUUUUGUUUCGUUUAAGUUUUUGAUGAGGGUCUGGUCCCAAUGUGUAAUCAUCAGUUUGGAUAUGAGAUUUCUCUACAAAACUUAAAGAGCUUUUAAUUAUGGUAAGUCACAAAAGUUUUUCCUUUCAAUUGUUAAUGGUUGACAACUUUUGUUGCCUUUCUUAACUCUCUCAACUCACUAACCUUCUGACAUCUGUAUUAAAAAAAAUUAUGGGAAGUCCAAAGUUUCCACCCAGUAGUGACUCAGAUGUGAGCUUGACUCCUUCAACAAAAGCUUCAGUAGCCAUGAAUCCUGUCUGCAUUAAAAGUACACAAGUAGAGGUGACAUGUGUUUGGCCUGUCAUGCCUACAGCUACCUUGAUGUCGCAGGUGAGAGACUUGUUGAAAUUAAAUAACUGAUAAUUGUUUAAAGUUGGUUCAAUGGGAUCAUAUUAAGCUGAAAUGUUGAAGGUUCUGAAUGGAUCAUCCUGUAACUUAAACUGAGUUUAUUCCUGUAUGUCCUUAUCAGAACCACAUUUUUGCUCUGCUUAUGCACUGCUUUGUAUUCUAAUCUGGACUUAGAACAUUAUUACUACACAGAUCAUGAUCAUACAGAUACUUGUUGUAGUAAUUAAAUGAUUUCAAAGUUCUAAUACUAUCACCUCAAAUAUCUAUAUAAAGUAGGACAGUGUAAUUAAAUUAUACUCUUUUUUUACUGCUCAGGCCAAGAAGAAGGAGUACAGAUUUGACUUGGAUGAAUCAAAAGUUAAAAAUUCCCACCAAAGAGGUAGUAAACCAACACAAUUAUCUGUUAAAGCUGGGAAUAUGUUGCAUGAUUCAGACAACAGCAGUGCCCACACUGAAGAGGAAACCACAAGAAAGCCCAUUAAACGAGCUUCUAAGCGUCUACAGGCCAAAGAGGCAAGUUUUUUUUUUAUAAUUCACAACCAAAUAUGUAUUUUCUUAUUCUUUUUUUUAAUUAUUUUUUAAUUUUUUUCCUUUUCAGAAUGUAUAGAUAUUCUCUUAAUGAUGUCAAAGUUGGAAAACAAAUAUUUCCUCGUCUUUUUGUGCCCCCCCUCUCUCUUACUGUCUGUUUACCUCCUGUUCUCAUUUCAGGAACAAAGAAGAAGUGACAGUUCCACUGAUAUUGACAUGAGUAAGAAAAACUUUUUAGAGAAAUCCUUACCAACAGCUUUUAAUGUAAGCAAGAGAUUGAAAGCCAGCAAAAAAAAAGAAGAGUCCUUAUCAAAUGGUGCAAAGACCUACCAGGGUAUUAGAGAGAAAGUUUUCUCUACCAGACAUUCUUAUCCAUUGGUUGAGGUAAGUGUACACUCUUUAAGUUAAUUUAUGCCUGAUCAAGGAAGAACUGAGUGAUGAAUGUACCAGUAAAUUCAUCCCUAUCCCUAGGGGUAUCCCUUUCUUAGCCUGAAGAGUUAUUAAACCUCAAGCUCUGUCUAGUAACAUCAAUUCAUCAUUCAUGCAUUUUGAAUAAUUUCUAUUUUCUUUCUGGCACUUUUCAUAUCAUUUCUCUCUAUAGAGCCAAAAGAAAAUCAUUGGCACAUUACCCAUGGUGACUCCAGCAAGAAGGCGAGACCCAAGAUCUGGUAAGAGGAGAAUUAGGUCAUGCACCCUUGUACAAGUAAAGGGUUAUAGAAGCAGGAAAGCAGAAAACACAAAGCUAUCAUUCAGCUCCUCAUCAAAUGUAUUUUCUGAAAGUGACAUUUCUUCCAAUCAAGGUGAAGCUCCAGGAGAUGCAAAUAAGGAGACAAAUGACAAGAGGAAAGAAGAAUCUCUGGACAUUGUUCAAGACUCUUUGCCACUUGCUGAUAGCAUGGAGGUGUGUUAAACUGUUUUCUUUUUGUGGUGUUUACCUUUUGAUCGGAUGCUUGGAUAUACAUUGUUGAUAAUGACUAAGUGAGAGGGCUGAAUGGGAAAAUAGCUGGCUCAAGGUCAUGACAUACAGACUGAUUUCAUCAGGCAGACAGUUGCUUAAUUUUCCCUGCCCUGUUCACACCAUUGCAUAUAGGACUGCUCAUGACGUUUUUCAAAAUUUGCAUGCAGUGGGUCAGAGGGAUCCCUAAUGGCCACCUUAACUAGUUGUCAGUGUUACAGUUAAUGAAACAGAGUGGGACUAGCUACUAGCAAUUCAGAGUAGAACUAUGCAAGUCCAACUGAAUUGGGUAAAAGCAACAGGAAGCUGUGGCAUUUCUGUUCAUAAUGGUAAUAGGACGUAGUGGAGUCCAAUUUGUUCUGUAAUCAUAUGAGUAUUAACAAAAUUGGAUGACCACAAAGCGGGAGUCCAAUUUGUCAAUCAUGAGUAUGAUUACCGACAGAAUUGGACGACAAAAAUCCUGUUACCAAUUAAUCAUAAUCAUUACAAUUUCUGAAAACAACAAAUACCAUUAGGUCAAAUAUCUCUGGUAGAGACAAUGUCUAGAGUAAAAAAUUCUCCAUUUUGGAAAUUCAUUGGUGGUAAUCAGUCCAUCAUUGCAAAGUACCUGUUCUGUUAUUAUGUAUCCAAAGGAUGAAAAUGAAUUUAAUCAUCAAGAUAAGACAAAUAAAGAGGGAAGUCUCAAGAAAAAAAAACUGGAAAAGAGGCAGAGUAAGUCAAAAUCAAUGCCUGGUAACACCCACAAAAUAAAAGAACCAGCUGCAUUGCAGCCACCUGAAGAAAGUAAAAGGAAGCAACGCACGAAGUCAGAAGGUGAAUGCUAAACUGAAUCUGUUUUAUUUAGAAAGUCAAUUUUGACCCGCUUAGUGAACCACAAGAUCAUUUUGAUAGUUACCAUCAGUGUACAGGCAUCUGAGUUAAUUGUUCUGGUCUGAAGCCCUGACCUGGUUAAUGUUAAUGUUAAUUAAUGUUUUCGUCUUUUUCUUAAAAAAGAAACCCAACUUUCGCAGCUUCUCUUUCCACCCUUGAGAAAUGGAAAGGGGAAACAAGAUAAAAUGCAAGGGUAACCAGUGAUUUACUGGUUCCACGCUUCUAGUAGCUUAAUGUUGAGAAAAUCAGGAUAAUCUCUUGUGAAAUGCCCCACUGGCUUAUUACAACCGAUAAAUUUACUUUUCUACCGUUCUCGGCUUUCUUCAUUUACAAUUAGGUGCUUUUGGAUUUAGGAACUUGAUAAUUUUAAUAAAAGAGAGAAGUAAGACAUGGUAGUGCUUUCGCCUGUUUGUCUUAACGUAUCUGGAAGUCACGAUUUCCACCCUCUUUGCUCUUUAGGAUUAAAAAAGGAUAGAACUGCAAGGAGUAAGGUUUUGGUGCCAGAUCCAGCAAAGAAACAUCAGAGAAUUAGUGAUGAUGUUUACGAUGAAAACAGGAUUGACAUUGGCAAAUAUAAAACAGGUAAUGAUAUCCCUAAAAAUCAAGGUAUGUGUACGCCCUAUACACAGGUCCACUAACAAGUGUGUAAAUACUUUGCCAUCCAUGUCCUAUCGGUUCGAGCCGUAAGUUGCGGACCAGCAACUAGGUGGAUAUUUGUUACCUCUCUACAACUGUCUGACAUGUUUCAGAAAUUGCAUCUAUUCGUGUACUCCUGCUUCAAAUGAACAUUGAAAAUGAAACAAGUUGAUUUCAAAAUCACGAAAAACGAGAACGAUUGGCGAUAAGUAAGAAGAGAGUUUGGCGACGAAAUAGCUAUGAAGUUUUACCAGCCGUACAUGUAGAGCAGAGUAACACCCACUAAAUUGACCAAUAAUAACUAGAGUAGUAACUGAAAGAUAGGACAAAACAUUUAACAAUCUCAGUCAAUUAAGUUUUCAUUUACACGUUUUCAGUUUAAAUAUUCUCUGUAGUUGUUGUCACAAAAUUGAGGACAGGCUUGUUCAUAUUUUGAUAUUUUGUAUAGGGGCGAAUGAAGACGCUACCAGUAGAAGACGUUCGCAAAGCACUAAAGUACAAAAGAAGCAAGCUACAUCUCAUGUUUUUGCCCUCAAAUCCACAAAGGAUGCUGAUGAUGAGGAUGAUUACCUUCAAGAAAAUCAGUAUGAGACGGUUUUGGAUGGUACAGUAAAUCUCAAUUAUUGUUUAAUGCAUGUUAUUACCCCAAAGCAUUCCUACUGAAAUGUUUCGAAAAUGAAAAGCUGCCAUAAACCAACAGUUUCCCAUCUAUUACUUACUUUACCUUCUUAUUAUGUUGUAGAUUAUGAACUUGAAAGCAGUGAUUAUACUACAGAAUACUAUCAAGAGGCUGAAUAUGGAACGUCUUCACCGGUUGUUAAAGUCGAUAAUGCAUCUCAAAGCCAUAAAUCAUUGGAGGAGGAUUUACCCAUCAGUUCUCAGGAUAUGGAUGACUAUGCAGGAUUCGACCAUCAAAAUACAAGAAAGCCAGUUACGAAGAAAUUCAAGAUAGAAAAGGACAGGAUAGAAAUUCUGAAAAAGAAAAACAGCAGGGUAUGUAUAGAGUUUGUGGUCACUCAUUGUACUGUGUCAUUUCACAAUGAUCCUUAAAAACAAUUAGAAAGUGAAACCAAAACUGCGUUUGGAUUUAAUAACAUUUUUACUCUGUACAUAAACUUUGUGGCUUCUUGCUGUCGGUCAUUCUCUAUUGAUUGAAUCGCUAAUUUCAAGUUUGGAAAAUGCUUGCCAUCAUGGUAUGUUCUACAUACCAGGUUCCCGUUAAAAUAAGGGACGAAGUUCUUUUUUACUGAGAGUGCUUUUUCGUUUUAGUUUUUGCCAACCCCGAAGUCAUGUGAAGGGUCAGGUGACAAUUGUAAGGGAGAAGAAUCUCAACGCAGCCCAAUGAACCUCUCUAAGGUAGAAAACCUUGGUUGCUUUCAUCACAUCUUCUAGCUACAAAUAGUUUAUUUCAAUCCCAGGGAAGUUUGGCUCUGAAAAAGUUGUUAAAGUUCUGCCUUCCAAAGACAUUGUUUGAAUUCAGUUUUACCACAAUGGAAAUGUUGUCUUUACUGAAAGGCGCUUAAUAGUCCACGACCAGCAGUCUUACCUGUAUAAGUGGUAAAUGAGUAUUCCCUCCAAAAGCUUAUUUUUUCAUUCUCUUUUCAUAUUUUUUGCAAUAAAGAACGGCUAUCCAGACUUCUGCCCAUGAUAUAUUCUUCAACUUGGCUGGUUGCUCUAACGUAAGAGAUAUUUUUAAACCUCUCUCUGUUCCAGAUUACUCCCAUAGGCGAGGCUUCAGAAGCAAGUGACGUUACUGAACAAGACGAAGUUAAAGAGAAGGAUGUUGAAGUUAAAGCUGACUCCGCUAAUAGCGAUAUUGAAAUAGAUUAUAACUUCGACAUAAAUAUGACACCAAUUUAUAGACAUAAAUAUAGGAAUGAGCAAAGAUUGGUAAGCUGAUGUACAUCAAGGAACUUAAGUCACCAAUGUGGCGCUUUAUUGAUUUCAUUUUAUCGUUGUUGUUGUCGUAGUUAAAUUAUGUCAUCUACUUGGAACAAUAUGCGACAAUUUAAACAUUUGUUUGAAUUAGUCACAUAAUAUCCUGGCUUCUCAGGUCGGCCACCUUUCCAAUCCUCUCCGUCUCUGACGGAUGACAUUUAUUUAUUUAAGUAUAACUUCUUUAGAGUUUAAAAGUUAAAAGACUCCAGAGAGUUGUAUCUAUGUUCGGUUUUCAUCUUUCAAGGCUGGAAACAAUACGCAGCUUAGCUCCAGUGAGGGAAGGUUAGGUUUGAAGCGUGUUGUGUCUCGAGAUGACUCAGGUAUUUAAACCUCUGAUUAUGUUUCCUAGCUAGCUUUGAUUAAUAUUCUUCUUAAAAUGUCUCUGAAUUGUAGAAUCUAAGAAUGGCGCCAUCGGUUUUUGUUAACACCAUGCCUUUUUCAGUUCUUGAUAAACGAAACUGCAUCAACACUGUGGUUUAGAAAAGUACAGAAAAUAUUUAUGUACCAUUUUAUCUUUGAAUGUAAAAUGUGAGAAUGAUUUGUUUGUCUCCUACCUGUAGGAAUUGGCGAAACACCUUUCCAGGGAAAGCAGACAAAAGUAUCCAUGAAAAAGUCUUUGAGACAAAGGCCUCUUCAAGUCUCUGUUGUAAAGACACCGAUCACGCCAAGAUCAGAACUAGGUAAGACGUUGGCAAAUUAUGCAAAAUUUUAAGGUUAUGGUUCAUCUUAUAUCUUGCGAUAUGCAACCUAAGUGACAAAGUGGCAUCUUAAGACAAAGUCUAAAGAAGAAAAGCCUUUCGACUACUAAAAUGGUCACAUUUACUGAUGAAAGUUUUAAGUGCUUACUGGUGCACCAACUGAUUUGAAAGAUUUAUUUCGAUACGUGUUCUUUUCAGAUGGAGCAAAAACUACAAAUAAAUAACUUAACACGCUCUUUUUCACCCGUUACAUUAUGACAACCCAACUCCUUACUCUCGGUUUGCUAAGUAGUUUGAUUUAUUUAUUUAUUUUAGCGCUAUUAUUUCCACAGAUAAGGAUAACUGUGCAGUUGUUGAGGUUCGUAACCUAACGAAGUGCCUUUAUCAAAGUAUUUUUGUGUAAAAGUGAACCUUAGUGAAUUAUUUAACCCUUCCUCCUUUCCCUAUGCUGACUCGACAGACUCGAUCAUAACUUGGUUGUCGAAUUUAAAGCUGGACCCUUCUCUUUGACCUUAAGUGUAGCUGCCAGUGGCACCGAAGAGUAUGGUUUAGACUAUUUGCAUCUGAAAUUUAUAGUCUAUACAGUCUCAUUGGCGAUGCGCCCUUUAUCCAAAAUAACUUUUCUUGUCACUUCGAAGAAACUCCUAUGUUGAGUUAGUCUUAAUUGGGAUAUUGGAGUCAAGAAGUGCACCGAACAAUGCCCCCUCCCUCCCUUUCGUAAAGCGGUUGGACUCAUCGUGAUUCGCUCUGUAUUUGAUUAGACCAUAAUUACUAUACAAGCAAAAUCUGCGAGCAUUCGUCGGAGUAAAGGAUAACCUUGUAGUAAGAAUGUGGUAGCAAUGAAGCGACAGGUCAGUCAGAAUUCCACUGUUGCGUGUUUUUGCAUGCAUCAUGAGGAGCGAGUCAAGUUUUGAAAAACAGGGUUAAUGUGUUACACUGAAUUUGUCUAUGUGCUAUUAUUUGACUGUAGAGUGGAAAAGAGUCCGCCUCAUCCCAAGAGUCAGGAAAGGAAAUUACGGUUGGUGCAUAAGGUUUUAAGAGCUCUUCAGCAUAUAUAGUAAUUGAUAUUGAUAAACGGGCUACUUUUUUUACGAAGUCUUUUAUAUGCUUUCCGUGGUUCCACGAUUUGUUUGUUUGUUCUUGCAGUCUCACGUUUAGCACAGAACAUCUUGAAUUUGAUUAGUAAAGGAUUUCUGUUUUAAUAAUUUCCACAGGUUAGAAAGCGAAAGAGGAAUUACUUUGAGUGGUCACGAUCAGGCCCCAGCUAUCCUGGUGGCGCAUCUCUUACAGGUAUACAUGCUCUGUAAUGAGAACUGUCGCAUCGAAAACCCCGGGGAAAGGUCUUCGACAUUUGGAGAGAGGUUUUAGAUGGGCUUAGAGAUAAGUCAAGGGGAGCUUGACGUAUGACAGAUGGAGGGCGAGUUAGGAGAGGGAUUGAAAAUCGAUUCGAAACGAACUGAUGAGAAAUACAGCAGGUAAUUUAGUGUUAACAACUGGGUUUACGGUGGCUAAUUUACGUUUUCAACCCAGUUGUUAAUACUAAAUUACCUGCUACACUCUCCCACCGACGCAGCACCACAGUUUCUUUAGAAACUUACCCCUUUAUUGAUGAGAAAUACACUCGAUUUAGUAGCGAAAUAUUUAAGUAUGCACGGAUGCAGUCUACUGAUAUGUUGAUGUCUGAGUGGAUCGCUGAAUAUUUCGCCACCAUAUCAUGAAUAGGUACCCUCCAGUUUGUAAACAGUUUAAAUUUACAGACCACACAGUUCAGCAGACAAGAGCACACAUCUGUGAUAGUAUCAAAGGACAAGUGUGUCUCAUUAUCCAUGAUAUGAUAGAUAUAUUUUACAGCGUUUAUCCACGAUAUAUUUUUUUACUCUCAGCGAAGAGUACUGAACAUAGAGAAGGCUGGUAUAGUCGAAGUUUUUACAGGCCAAGGAAACUUUCCUAUGAAGGUAAAUUUGCGGCAUGAAACGGUAGCACUGAUACUGGUAACAGAAAUUACCGGUGUCUAAUACAGCGCAUUUCGAUUAGCAGUCUCACAACCAAAGAGUCAAAGUUAUCAUAAAGUUCUUCUCUUGAAUUAAAAGCAUACAACCCAUGUUUACUGUUCACUAAUCAGAUCCGUUUGACGAGCUAGUUCUGGCUAUUCGGGAACAAGCUGGGAACCUUUCAUUUCGGAAUGAACAUUUUGCUGUACAUUAAUUAACCAAUGAAUCUCUCCUACGGUUAUAUUUAUCGUUCAGUCAUUACGUCAGACGAAAAUCCCCUUUUUUCCAUUUUUUGACUAACAGAAAUAAAAAUGUUUUAGCUUUAUUAGAAAACAGAGAGGAGCCUGACGAAGAAGAAGAUGAUGGUGAAGAAGAAGAAGAAGAAGAAACCAGGUUUGUGAACUGAUUUAAGCUUUGUUUGUUUGUUUGUUUCGAUUUGUUUAUUUUUGGUGGUGAAUGGUCGACCACUAUUUUCACAGAAGAGCGAAACGAUAGAAGGGGAAAUAAGACAAAGUAUAGAUUCCGCAUCAAGAUUUAUUUGCCAAGAUUUCUGUAAACUUAGCAAAACACUCCACAAAAAGUUUGAUUUCUUUUCCUUCAAAGGAAAGAGGUACAGGGACUGAUCAAUUUUGCCGGACGAAAGAUUAUGAAAGCAGUUCGUGUAAGUAACGAUUUCUUUGUCCAACAACAAAAGGAUAAAACAGGCAACGUAACUCCCAGGGAAAAUGCAGGGUUGCGGUUUGAGAGUAGCGGUUGGUAUUGCAUACUACGAGUAAUCUUACUUAAGAUAUCGCGCACAUUACGAAAUGGCGCAUUUUUCAUCAUCAUCAGAUUAAAGGUUACCAGAGAGGAGAACUCCCAACGUAGCAUGCGAAUCUAUCUCCAGAAACGUAAAUGAUGAUAUUUUUAAGGAGUAGUGGUUACACUGUACUAUUUUAAAAGUAUCAUUUGUUUGCCUCGUGAUCUUCUCAUUACGAAAAGGCUUUUGUUCUGUCAAGAAGGUGUACUCUUAUUUUCAGAGAAAGCGUCUCAUGAUCCGGUCGUUUGUGAAGAAAUCCAAUGAGGUCAUGUUUACCACCAUUGACUCCCUAUGGAGUCAAACGCAGGCAGCCAGGUAUAUGUCAUGCUUUGUUCACCUUGUAACCAAAAUGUGUCGUAAUUUGAUUUAUCCUUGAUUUUGAUUUCAUUUUUCGUUAUCUUUGGAAUAAUCACAGAGUUUGAAACAAAGGAAAACCAAAUUUGAACCAUAGAUUAAAUCGAACUAUAAAAUAUAAACGUUCAGAUUGUUGCUCAGGUGAAAAGUACUAUACGUUGGAUGUGUUUUGGUGUGCAGGAACCGUUAUCAUGGGGAAAUUGUUUCGGGAGUGGUGCUAAAGUUUAAGAGGCCACGUCAUAGCUGAUGGGUUUUUCAAACUCAAAUAGCAGAUAAUAGAAUUUCCGAGUUUGUCAUUUGCUGUUUUCUACCUUAUAUGGCUACUAUUUCAAAGUUUCCAUUUAAGGCGUUUUUAACUUUGUGAAAAUACUUCGAAAUAACAUUGCAGCAGCUCGGGUGAAUGCUGUACAAGUUGUGUUUGCAGCAGUUUAAUUAAUUUUGGAGGAGUUGGUCAACAGCUCAGUGUAGUUUUGAUUGUGCGGCUGAUGUGUUUUGUUUCUUUAUUUCUUCACUCUGUGACUAUUGUGAUCCUAUAGUUACGACAAAUUGAGGAGCUGCAAGAACCAAUUCUCAGAACAAGUUCAAGUUCUGGAGAAGGAAAUUGAUAAAACAUCUGCAGUCGUAAGAGGAAUAGAGGAAACCUUCGUAAGUGUCAGUUUGUGGUGAUUGAUUUCAAGGUACAAUUAUGACAAUAACCUUUUUUCGUAUCUCAGUGUAUGUAGAAGAGAGCCAUCUUUCCAAAAGAACCAUGGUUGGGCCGAUGAACGUUUUUUUUUUUUUCAAUAUCACAGUUGUGAUAACCCCUUACUUAUCUGGUUAGAACAUUUCUUUGAAAAUUAGAAUGGUUUGGAAAAACAAUUCAAGAUCCUCAAGAACCAAAGACAGGUGGAAAACAAGAGGUUAGUAGGUAGUUCUUACUGUUACUCUUAGUACCCUUUACGUUUUUCGUCAUUUAAGGCCUGAUGGGUUCACACUCGAUCUUCGUCUCAAGGUUCAAAGGCUUGGAACAUCUUCAGGUUGUCAUGGAAAGUGAACUCACAAAGUUGAAGCGGAAAAGAGAAGAACGAGAGGUAUUUGCUGAUCAUUGUACGUUUUUACCACCCCUGUCACGUCUGAGGAGGUAUACUUUCAACCUGCUUUGGUAAUGGAAGUUGGUGUUUUUGUUUCAUUAUUUAAAGGUGAAGUUUCUCUUUGGUUAGGCUUGCUCAGCUCAACGAAUUGACCAUAUGUUGAUCAAACGAAUUAAUGAGUAUGACUUUCUUCAUAUUAUCAAUUUUAUUUAAAGGAUAUAGAUUAAUUAAAAUUGUUGCUUAAAGUCAUAUAAAUACUUUUAACAGAUAGCAGUGCGAACUGAGAUGGAAAACGAAAUGGAAAAACUACAGAAUAAAUUUCUUCAAGACGCUGUGAGUAGACGAUCGGAUUCUCCAACAAUUGGUUUUAAUUUCACGUGUGUGCGGUGUUGAUUUUUCCGCUAAAACUUCUUUAUUUCUCUUUUAUCAGCGCAAGCAGACAGAAGAUUACCUUAAGAUGACAUUGAACACCUUACGCAUCCUUUGACGUUACUACAAUGAAUUGUGCUUUUGGUCCAAGUGUGUUAAGAAAAGAUGAGACUGUUCUCUUGGUGUCUUCCGCAAAGAAAUGGCUUGUGUUUGACGAUUUUCAGUAUAGAGGUUCGAACAAAUUAUUGGGUCUUUUUGUAUUACACAUUGAAAGAUACAAAAUUGAAGCCAAAACAGAAAAAUAAGCGAAUGAAAAAAGGAAAACGUAGAACAAGUUAAACGGAG
This is a messenger RNA of Pocillopora meandrina, 20741 nucleotides long. The record is from the annotation of a GenBank genome assembly. NCBI's taxonomy places the organism in Eukaryota, Metazoa, Cnidaria, Anthozoa, Scleractinia, Pocilloporidae.